This is a messenger RNA of Xyrauchen texanus (razorback sucker), 5610 nucleotides long. RefSeq names its product semaphorin-7A. Lineage: Eukaryota; Metazoa; Chordata; Actinopteri; Cypriniformes; Catostomidae. The record is from RefSeq and is a predicted model, not a curated record. Gene Ontology annotation, biological process: positive regulation of macrophage cytokine production; negative regulation of axon extension involved in axon guidance; positive regulation of axon extension. Bases 56 to 1822 code for a protein of 588 amino acids. The transcript has 14 exons. Gene Ontology annotation, molecular function: semaphorin receptor binding; integrin binding; chemorepellent activity.
AUACAAUCUAGUCAAUGAGGACAAGCAUUAACGAGCUCUCUCUCUCAUAAGUAAGAUGGACUUGACGUGUUUGUGUGUGCUGUUCAUGUGGUUUUCAUGUUUUGUCUCAGCAAGACAUGAUGCUCGAGUAAAGCUAACAGACCAAGGUGUAAUCUUGUUGAAUUUUGAACACAAUCAUAUGAAUACAGUUAAACUUGUCAAGAGCUCUGGACUUAUUUGGGCUGGAGGUUCCGAUAACCUGUAUUCCAUCAAUACAUCAUUAAUCUACAAACAGGUGAAAAUGCCCGCUAAGGAGGAAUGUAAAGAUAAUUCAGACUGUACAUACAACAUCUCUUUGCUCAAAGAGGGUGUUAAUGGAAAUUUCCUAUUCCUCUGUAGAACAAACACGUAUUCUACAAGGUGCUAUCAUAUGGCCUCAAACUAUUCCCUGACUGACGCCUUUAAAUCAGAAUAUGUACUAGAUAUUAAUGAGCCAUCAUUAUUGAUUGGUAAUAUGCUGUACUUUACCAAGUCUAACAUGGGAUUGUACAGGAUUAACAGCAUGGAUACACGGGUGAUCUGGCCUCAUUCAGCCCAAAUAGAGCAGAACUUUGUGAAGUUGAUCGCUGGUACAGGCCGUAACCAGGACAAAGUUUAUACAUUCUUCACAGAAAAAAACAAAAGUGCCAGUAAAGAUUUAGAAUCUGACCUGUGGAUUCCUCAAGUGUCUCAGAGCUGCAUGAAUGACAAAGGUGGACCUAAAGAUGAGCUUCAGUCCAGCUGGACGUCGAUGAUUUAUGCCCGUUUGUUCUGUGGAGACGAGGAAGGAGGAUAUCGCUUCACUCAGCUGAUAGACGUCGACACAGUAGAAAAAGACAAUGACAUAAAAAUUUACGGCUUGUUCAGAAACUAUUGGAACAUGAGUGCAGUGUGUGUUUAUAACAUGACUGAAAUCAGCAAUGUCUUCAAUCACUCUGAAUUCAAGUCCAGCAUGAAACGUCCUGUGAAUCACCAGCCUGGAUUGUGUGUUCCAGACAGUACUCGUCUAAGCAGUGACACAUUGAAGUUUAUGAAAGAGCGUCCAGAGAUGAAGGAUUGGGUGAUGCCAGAGAACGGUCCCCUGUUGUUUAAACACCAUCACUACACUCACAUUCAGGUGGACAGAUUACCCAACCAUACAGUGCUGUUUCUGGCUCUAGAAAGUGGAGGGGUCCAUAAAGUCUUAGAAGAGCGUGGUCAACGCCCCGUCUUUGUCAUUGCGGAGUUUCGGCCGUUUCCGCAUGGAACGCACAUUACCAGCAUGGUGUUGGACAGUUUGAAGCAUCUGUAUGUUAGUUCUAGUAAUGAGUUGGCAAAGAUCGACCUGCAGAGGUGUGAAGUGUAUGGAAAUGAUUGUAAUGCAUGUGUCCUAUCCAGAGACCCCUACUGCAUAUGGAACAGUGUGCAGUGCGCCCCUCCCACAUCAGAAUCCAUCCAGGAUCAAACUGAUUGCCAUACACCUGAAGUCGCUAAAUCAAGAACUGAUUUAAGGGAUAAAGCAUCAGUGCAAACCAUCCCAGAAUCCUCUAGAACCUUCCUGCUCUGCCCAAUAUUAUCCUAUCAUGCCACGUACCACUGGUACCAUGGCAAAACAAGCGAGGAGUGUGUUCACACCGAUGCCGGCUGUUUGUAUCUCAUUGAGAGUAUGAAUGCAACUCAUGAAGGGUUAUACAGAUGUGAGUCUUCAGAAGGGGUUUAUAAGAGAACUGUUAUUCGAUAUGAGCUCCGUAUGAGUGGAUCACAAGCGCUCAGUGUCACACCAAUAGUGUUGUUACUUCUAACAAUGUCUCACCUGCUGUUAUAGACCUGCAGAUUUAGUGAAGAGAAAGGUUCAACCUUUGUUGCUGUUUACAAUGCAUUUCACUUACGUAAUGUUUUUUUUUUUAUUAUUUUCAAUGAGAAAAAACAUCAGGAAUAUGUAUUAAGGAAGUAAAUAGGGUCUUUUCGUAAUGAAUAUGAAAGAACGGAAUUAGUCUUGGAAUAUUCAGUCAGUUUUGACAACCAUCAAAAGUGGAUUGGAGAUGAUUGGCUUCAAAAUACUCCAAAUACAAUAUAUGAAAUGUGAAAUAUAUGGGAGAAAAAUACUUCUCAUAAAAGCCCAUUUAGUCAUCAGUCAUAAGAGUGUCAAAAACCAUGAGUAUCAUGUUUGACAUAUGAUUUUAUGAUUUCAUGUGAUCUUAGAGGAUGUGGGAAUUUAUAAUUUUAUGAUCAUCAGUGUUUGUUAUUUUCAUUUAACUCUGUAUUUUCUUUGAGUUUUUAUUUAUUUUUUCUUGGCUUAGAUGGAGGUUAUUCACACAGGCCUAGUGUUUUUUAUUAUUUAGGCUGAUUUCAUUAAGAUUCAAUGGUCAGAAUAUCGCAAAAUCAAAAAAAAAAAAAAAAAAAAACUUUAAUAGUUCCAAAAAUGUAUAUUUGUUCAUUUGAAUCACAUUUUAGUGGAUUUAUGAGUCAGUUCCCCUCAAAUUCACAGAGGUAUAGAUCAUCACAUUAACUAUGGACAUGUUCCGCUAACAUUUUGUCACAACAUUUUUGUGUUCAUUUCUAAUCUAUUUGAUCAUUUCAAACGUAACACUUGCUUUGCAAUUCUGUAAUCUGAUGUGUUGCAACCUGCACUCUGGUUGCUCAGGUAGGUUUAACCAUGAAAGGGGGCAAUCUCUAAAAGCUAAACAAAACUCCCCCAUUAAUAAAUGCAAUGACAUUCAAACAUUUAAGUGUCCAAAUUCUCCUUAAUGGCCACUGAUUUACUCGUGAGGUUUUUCCACAAUCGCAAUUUAUUUUGGGUGUAUUGAACUGGUUGUUCAAUACAUAUUGUCCAAAAUCACAAACAUAUUUAACCUGUGACAGUGUUAGCUUGCUUAAGUGUGUGAUGCAAGUAAUUAAUGUUCAGUAAAUGGAAGAUUGUGAGUGUUAAGAAAAUAUGUAAUUGUGCAAUAAUGAGGUGAUGGAGCUUAACCACUGUGACUAAAUUAACAAGAUUUAUAUUCUAUUUCCUGUUUUAUAUUUAUAGCACGUGAACUUUAAUGAUUUUUGUGAAAUGUUACAGUCAUUGGAAUAUUGGAAAUGAGAACUACAAAUGUAAAUGUUAAUCACUGGGUGAACAAAACGAGGAAGUGAUGGGCGUAUACAAACAUGCAACCAUUGCACAACCCAAUGAAGUGGAAAUGAACCCAUAACAGUGAACUUCAUGCCUGAUCUUUACAUGAAUGUGUGUGUGUAAAGUGUGUGUCUGAGUCAUUAAAGAUUUUAUAGUAAUUGUUUUAGUAAGCACAAACAUUCCAGUUUUUUUUUAAUACCUUUGUUGGAUAUGGAGUAAUUUACUGAUUACAUCACACAGGAUAUGACACUGACCAUAUCUAUAUGACUCACUUCCAAUCAUUUAACUGAUCUCAUCAAAGGAACAAACAGAACAAUUCAUUGUAACUUCAAAAGGUCAGGUAAAGUUUGCUUUUGUAUUUACAUGAAAUGCCCAUAAAAUAUAUCUAAUUUAGAAACCAAAAAAAUUCCAAAAGCACUUCUCAGAAUACAUAUGUAUGAUAAAAGAUAUUAACUUGCCCUUUUUCCCAUACAAGUUUUUGGUUGAAAUGUAUCUGAAGCUAAAUAUAUAUGUAGGUGCUAUAACUGCUCACUAUUUCUUUCACAAGUUCUAGACUUGAGUUUUGUGACAAAUUAAUUUAUAAAAGCACAAACUCCAUGUAAUCUUUCAAUUAAAUAAUUACACACUCAGCGAGUAAAGACGCUGACUACCACCCCUGGAGUUGCGAGGUCGAAUCCAGGGCGUGCUGAGUGACUCCAGCCAGGUAUCCAAAGCAACCAAAUUGUCCCGGUUGCUAGGGAGGGUAACCUCCUUGUGGUCAUGAUUAGGGGUUCUCGCUCUCAAUGGGCCACGUGGUAAGUUGAGCGUGGAUCGCGGAGAGUAGCAUGAGUCUCCACAAGCUGUGAGUCUCUGCAGUAUCAUUCACAGCGAGCCACGUGAUAAGAUGUGCGGAUUGACGGUCUCAGAAUCAGAGGCAACUGACACUUGUUCUCUGCCACCCGGAUUGAGGUGCCACCAUGAGGACAUACUAAGUAGUGGGGGCGUUCCAAAAUUGGGGAGAAAAAAGAAAUAGGCUAACCCAUAGACACAAAGAACCACACAGCUCAUGUUAUAACGUAAAGCUUUAUCUUAACAUACAUGUUUAAAGCCCUGAGAACCAUGUAUUGUCUCGUAGUACUACUGCAAACAAACUCUAUGUUUAAAGUAGGGCUGUCAAUCAAUGAAUAUUUUUAAUCAAAUUAAUUACAUUGUGUCCCGAUUAAUUAAUCGCGAUUAAUUGCAUAUACAAAUAUUUGCUGAGAAAGCCCCUCAUAUAACAAUAAUUCAAUAUAUAAUGAUUAUACAUAUUUAUAUCAAUAUAUAAUUAAUCAUAGUUAUCUUUAAAUAUUUAAAAAUUAUAUAUAUAAUAAAAAAUAUUCAGAUAAUUAAAAUGCUUUACAUUCUUGUGGCAGAUCAGUUCAUCAUUGAUUAGCCGAUACAAAAAGCGGUUUUAGAAUACAAUGUAUUGUUUACUACCAUAUUAUUGAUCAUAAGUCAAUCAUUGGCACACAGUUCACAGCAAUCCAUUUCACAAGUGAAUUUGUCAAUCAGUUGGGAGAGUUAAUAUGAGGGCUUGUUUAAGGACCCGUCAAUGUACACCUACGUCAGACAUCCCUGUGUAGCGUCUCGGGUGCGUUGUGUCAUAAACCUAAAAUGUUUAGGUCACUGUGUCAAGUUAAAUAUAGUUUAAUACUCAAUCUUUAAAUACAUCUUGAGAUCCCUUAGAUCGCAUUUGCGCUCCUUCGAGUGUUUUGAACGCAUCUCCACAUCUGUGUUUCUCAGAGAAAAUGGAAGAACAGGUGUAUGCUGGAACCAAACUAUCCCACUCUUUUGCUGCAAGCCCCCAGAUAUCAAGCAAAAAACGUCAGGCCCCUCAAGCACCUGCGGGCCCAGCUCGCCCUCCCCCUCCUCCUGUGAGAGCUCUUCGACCUCUGCCACAACGCCAGGGCUCACACCCUCCUCCAUCUGCUCGAGGUGAACCAAAAACAACUGAUACCAGCUCUCAGUGAUAUGUGUUGGGUCCCUGCUAUGAUAACAGUAACUUUCUCAAAUGUUUAAAAACAAGCGGGAACCCAGUGUGCCUGUAUCAAUCUCUAUUGCUGUUCGAUUACAUCAUAGAAAGUCUAAGGCCUUCAAAAGCCGUACAGCAAACCCAUCUAAGCUGGUGCCUAUUACACCCAAACUAAGAUUGCUGUGGGGACAAAAACUGUUAAGUUAGCACUUUUAAACAUCCGCUCACUUAAAAAUAAAUCACUUCUAGUCAAUGACUUAAUUAUCACAUACAACCUGGAUUUUAUGUUUCUAAAUGAAACUUGGCUAGAAGACAGCUGUAGUGCAACAGUCCUUAAUGAAACAUCCCCUCCUAACUUUACUUAUUUGAGUGUCUGCAGAGAAGGUAGACGAGGUGGGGGUUUAGCUGCUCUAUUUAAAGAUGUCUAUCAAUGUAAGCAAAUAUCAUUUGGGAAUUACCCGUCUUUCGAAUAUCUGGGUAGUGUGUUAAAAGGUGCUCCACGCAUUUUACU